Cannabis sativa is the source of this 2504-nucleotide messenger RNA. RefSeq names its product pollen-specific leucine-rich repeat extensin-like protein 3. NCBI's taxonomy places the organism in Eukaryota, Viridiplantae, Streptophyta, Magnoliopsida, Rosales, Cannabaceae. The transcript has 8 exons. The coding region runs from base 594 to 2042 and encodes 482 amino acids. The record is from RefSeq and is a predicted model, not a curated record. Gene Ontology annotation, molecular function: calcium ion binding; enzyme regulator activity.
AAAAAUGACAUGUAGCUCAAACAAUAUACUUAAUCAAUCUCAUCACAUCUAUCAUAAUAGUGCAGCAUACAUAUAAAUUAUUUUGGGAUCGAGUAAAAAACAAUACCCUUCAAAUCUUGGAACAUAUUGGAUGCAAAAAGCUGCCCUAUUUCUUCUAUUUGGGACUGAAAUUAUUAGUAUAGCAUCGAUUGGUUUUCAUUGAAAUUUAGGGAAGUGAGAUUCUUGAGCAUUAGCGGCAACCUUUAAGGUUAUUAGGCGCUAAUAGUCAUUUUAUAGAGAUUAUUGCUGGAAAUCGAUGGAAAUGGGGGAAUCACAACAAGCGAGGUUUGCUGAAAACGUUGGCGGGAAAGUGAAGCGGGCACUAAAAAUUUUAAGUUUAGGGAUAUGUCAGAAUCUUGAGCAUUAGUGACGACUUUAAAUUGAAUGUGUCGUCCCUAAUAGUCCUUUAUAUACAUGAAAUCCACUUCAUCUUCUUCAUUUGGGUCACCUGUGUUUAUCCCCCAAAUCAUCAUCUAUCCCAACUUCCCAAACCCAGAAAAUCAUUCCCUAUACCCUAAUCUUUGAUUUUCCUCAUUGAAUCCCCAUUCUCACCCAUGUUAGGGCCGCCCGCCUCUCUUCGCCUAUCACCGAGUCCCUCUCUCUCCAGUCUCGACACUCUCGACAGUUCGUCUUCGUCUCCCUCGGCGAAGUAUCAAAUACCUACAGAUGUUGAAAGCUACUACAGUGAAGAUGGUACUAGCGAUCAGGACCCAACUGAUCCUACUCAACAAUCACCUGAGGAAAUACAAAGAUUGAAGGAACUGGUAAUUAAAUUGCAAAAGCAAAUAGAUCUAAUUCAAAUGCAUGUGGAGAAGAAUUCAACUAGGCCAUCUCAACCUCAUGUCAGCAUGCAUGGACCCUCAACUUCUCAAUAUCCAUGGCAGAUGUCGCCACCACCACCAUCGCAACAGCCUCCUCCAACGCCCUAUCACUAUCUCAACAUGUAUGGGGUCCCAUCGCAGCAGGCUCCUUUGACGCCCUAUCACUACCCUCACACAUAUGGGGCCCCAUUGCAGCAGCCUCUGCUACCCUAUCACUAUCCCUACACGUAUGAGCCCCCAUUGCAGCAGCCUGCUCUGUCGCCCUAUCACUAUCCCUCCACAUAUGAGACCCCGUUGCAGCAGCCUACGCCGCCCUAUCACUAUCCCAACAUAUUUGGGAUUCCAUUGCAGCAGCCUACGCCGCCCCAUCACUAUCCCAACACAUUUGGGCUUCCAUUGCAGCAGCCUAUGCCGCCCUAUCACCAUCCCAACACAUUUGGGCCUCCAUUGCAGCAGCCUACGCCGCCCCAUCACUAUCCCAACACAUAUGGGCCCCAACCGCAGCAGCCUAUGCCCCCUCGGCCUAAAGUUUCAGACAAUGCAAAAGAUCCUUGUCCAAAACGCGGGCAUACAGCUCAGGAAGUACCAGAUCAUCCCAAGUUACAAAAUACAAAAAAGGUUUCAAAAGUGUCUUUGAGUGAAAUGAUGUGGGCAAGGCUCGAGCAAUUCUCUACAAUGAACAAGUUCAAGAGAUUAGUUCUCUUGUUUAUUGGUUGGUAUAUGUCAGUAAAUGAUGCUGGUUUUAAGGCAUUAAUUUCUGAUAUGGAUACUAGCAGCAGAGGAAUGAUUAACGAGGAUGAACUAAGAGUCGGAUUGCAUAAGCUUGAUGAUCAAAUUCCAGAUUCACAUGUUCAUGUUCUAAUGAUAAUUGGUGAUCUAGAUAAGGAUGGAUAUUUGAACUAUCUAGAAAUUGUGGGCUUAUUUGCUAAGCUAAGAUUGAUAGGCAAUGAUGACAAGUACCUUCGCAUAGCCUUUGAAUUAUUCGACGAAAACCAAACCAAAUACAUAGAAAUUGACGAUCUACGACAUUGUUUGGCUGAUGUAGUUCAUGAAAACAUUGAAGAAGUUGUUGAAGCCAUUAUGGAAGAAGUGGACAUUGAUAAGGAUGGAAAAAUAAGUUAUGAUGAGUUUGUUGCGAUGAUGAUGUCUGAUAUAAAAUGGAGACAAUCAUCAAGGAAGUAAUCACAAGAGCGGUGCAACAACAGUCUCAGUCUGAAUUGGAAGAACCAUAGAGUAAUUUUCUUUUGUUAUUGUUUUGAAAUGCUUCUCAGUUGAUUUUCUAAUUUGAGAUAUCAUUCUGCUUUUCUGUUUUGAAAAGGGUUGCACUUGUUUGUUUUUGAGUGUUUGCUAUGUUUCAUUUCUACCAAAGAAUAGUUCCAUUAGAAUCAUUGUCUUCUGUUACUCUUUCUUUUAGUAUUUAGAUGAAAAAACAAAAACCUAUUAAUGAUUAGUUAGUUUAAUCUGGUUGUUAGGUAGUUAGAGUUCAGUUAGUGUCGGUUAGCUUAGCUGGUGUGAAGCUGUAAUAACUGAAUUUUGUUACAUCUGUAGCUCUCUGUAUCUUGAUCUCUCCAUUGUAUAUAAUGAUACUAGCUAGUGUGUGUCACAUUAAAUGAGAUUGUUUGCCUAGUCUUCUUCUUUCUCAGA